GUAGUCAAUAGUGGCGGAGGAGAUGGUGAUCAUGGUGGACGAAGCCACACACUUGGAUCCACCCUCACCUCACCUAUACUACUCUCUAAACUCUGAACAAAUGUCGAUCUGUACUGAAGUGCCUCGUUAUCAACAGAAUGAAGAACGGCUUACAAAAGAUCGCCACACAGUUGUUGUUGCUGCCUUCAAGUAUAGGUUAUCAACUGCACAUCCCUAGUGAGUGUGACUUGGUCGUUGAGGGGGCGAUAUGUACGGGUCGGGGCUCCACCUAGCAUUCAGUCAUGUCUGGCAACUGCAGGCAAGAUACUUCCCACUCAGGGAAUACAGCAUGGGCAGCCUGCAGGAGCCGCGGAAGGAGGAUGCCGUGGUGGUCGACAAGCCGGGCCCUCAUGAUAACUACUCCUGCUACCGCCUCCAUGCCUCCUCCGCCUCCCACACUUCUGGCACCACUACCCCUCCCCAUGCCAGAGACCUUUAUGGUGUUGUCAGAGAAGCUUGUGCCCAGCAGAACGUUAAGUGGCCUGUAGAAUGUCAGGUGAUAGAAGACAAAGUCCACCACAUAGAGGACUGGCCAGUGUAUCCGGAGCCGUUCUAUGAAACGACGGGAACAGAACUACGACCUCAGCCCGUUGGUGAUGACCUAGGCCGCCUCGUCUACCACUACUACCCUACCAGCUCCGUCAACUACUUCUCCCGCUCAUGUGUAGGAGGUAACAAAUACCUGAAUGAAGAUGUUCGUCCCCCACUUGAAGAUGAGAAGGACACCACUCUGCAGUUUGAGUCACGCUUUGAGUGUGGAAAUUUGGGAAAGGCCGUGCAGGUGUCUGAGUGUUACUAUGAGCUACACCUGCGAGCAGACAUGUACACCUCCAGACACACACAGUGGUUCUACUUUGCUGUCUCCAACACAUGCAAGGAUAUUACUUACAGAUUUUCUAUCGUGAACCUGACCAAGGGAGACAGCCUGUAUAAUCAUGGGAUGCGACCUCUUAUGUACUCUGAUCAAGAGAUGGAACUGCAUGGUGUUGGCUGGAGGCGUUGUGCCACCAACAUCAUUUACUUCAAGAAUCAUGACAGCAGCGACAACGCGUGUUUCGACAGUGACGAUGACGGCGAGGAUGAUGUGCCAUCCUACACCCUGACCUUCAACAUUACCUUUCCACAUGAUGAUGACACCGUCUACAUUGCUCACUGUUACCCUUAUAGUUAUUCGGACCUUCAGGAGCACUUGUUAACCAUCCAGAAUGACCCUUUUAAGUCGAGUGUGUGUCGACAACGUGUGCUGUGUCGGUCCCUGGCUGGCAACCCAGUGUACCUCCUCACCAUCACCAGCCCAGAGCCAGAGGAAGACGGCAAGAAGAAGCGGGCUGUGGUGUUGACUGGCCGGGUACACCCAGGGGAGACUCCGUCAUCCUGGAUCAUGAAAGGCGUCCUCGACUUCCUCACUGCUGACCAUCCUAAAGCUCGUGAGCUACGUUGUCAGUUCAUCUUUAAAGUGAUACCAAUGUUAAACCCAGACGGUGUGAUUGUAGGCAACCACCGCUGCUCUCUGGUGGGCCGAGACCUGAACCGCCAGUAUAAGAUGGUUGUGAAGGAGAUGUUUCCUGCCAUCUGGCACACCAAGGCCAUGGUCAGAAGAUUAAUGGACGAGCAUGGUGUUGUCAUGUAUGGAGACUUCCACGCUCACUCCAGGAAACACAACAUAUUUCUGUACGGCUGUGAGAACCGACGCAACCAGGACAACCACUUAAGAGAGCAAAUCUUCCCGUUACUUCUCCACUACAAUGGUGGCGACAAGGUAUACAACUAAGUAAAACACCCCUUCCUUUACACUAGCACCCCUUCCUUCACACUAGCACCCCUUCCUUCACACUAGCACCCC
Homarus americanus (American lobster) is the source of this 1882-nucleotide messenger RNA. Its product is annotated as cytosolic carboxypeptidase Nna1-like. NCBI's taxonomy places the organism in Eukaryota, Metazoa, Arthropoda, Malacostraca, Decapoda, Nephropidae. Gene Ontology annotation, molecular function: metallocarboxypeptidase activity; zinc ion binding. The coding region runs from base 248 to 1810 and encodes 520 amino acids. The record is from RefSeq and is a predicted model, not a curated record. The transcript is spliced from 11 exons. Gene Ontology annotation, biological process: proteolysis.